AUGUCAAUUUCGACACCUUCAUCAUCAAUUUCAACAUCAUCUUCAUCUAAAAUGAAUUUAUUAUAUUUGAAAUUAACAAAUGUUCAUUGUAAUGAAUGUGAAUUAUCCAUCAAAAGAAUCAUAUCACAUUUUUAUAAAUUAAAUCAAAUUGAAAAUGAUCAAAUUGUUGAAUCAAAUUUAAGAGAAUUAGUAACAAAUAAAGAAAUUUUUUAUUAUAUUAAUAAAGAUGAAGUUAAAUUAUUUGGUAAUGAAUCUAUUAAUUUUAAAAUUGAUUUAAAAAAAAUCAUUAAAAGAUUAGAAAAUAAUGGAUUCAAAGUUAUAAAAUGGGAUAUUAUGGAAAGAGGAGAAAUUAAAUUAUCUUCUGAAUUUGAUAUAAAAGAUUUAGAAGCUGAUAAUCAUGGAAUUAGUAAAAUUCAUGAUGGAUUUUUUGAUUUUUGGGGAAUUUAUCAAAAAUUUAUUAAUAAAAAAUCAACAAAGAAUCAUUUAAAAUAUUGUAAAGUUUGUCAAAAUCAAAAAAGUUCUAAUAAUAGAAAUGAAAUAGAAUCAUCAUCAGAUCAAUCUUCAAUUGAAACAAAAGUUGAAAUAUCACAACAAGAAUUUAGAGCUUCAUUUUUAAUAACUGGAAUGACUUGUUCAGCUUGUGUUCAUUCAGUUGAUGAUGCAUUAAAAUCAUUAUUUUCAGAUUCAAAAAAUAAAUCAAAUGAUGAAUCAAAUUAUUCAAUUAAUUUAAUUCAACAAUCAAUUGUUGCAAUUAUACCAAAUAAACAAUUAAUCAAUCAAAUUAUAGAUAAAGUUAAUGAUUUGGGUUUUGAAUGUAAAUUAAUUGAAGUUUUACCAGUUCAAAGGUCGAUCAAUACUAAAAUCACUGCAUUAAUAGGUGGAAUGACUUGUGCAGCAUGUGCAAAUUCAAUUGAAUCAGCUGUAAAAAAUUUACCAUUUAUAUUAGAAAGUGGAAUCAACAGUGUUACAAAAAAUGCUCAAUUUGUAUUAGAAGAUGAUAAUCAACAUGAAAAUAUUUCAAAAUUAAAAGAAACUGUUGAAGAUUGUGGAUUUGAAUUUGAAAUUUUAAAAAUUGAAAAAAUAAAUUUUACAAGUGGUAAAUUAAAACCAAGAACUAUAAAUUUAAAAAUUGAUGGAAUGUUUUGUAAUCAUUGUCCUGAAAUUAUAACAAAUUAUUUAUCUAAUUUUGGUGAUGCUAUUAUUAUAAAUGAUCCAAUUACUUUAAAACAUCCAUUUGUUAAAUUUACUUAUAUUCCUAAUCGUGAUAUUACAAUUAGAAAAAUUUUAUUUGAUUUAAAUCAUUUAAGAGAUGAUAUAAAUGAUCAAUAUAAAAUUACUGAAGAACCUGGAUCUUUUACUUGUGAAUUAGUUAAAUCUGUUUCAAUUGAUGAACAUAUUAGAAAAUUAGCUAAACGUGAAUUAAUGAAUUUAACAUUAAGAUUAAUAUUAGCUACUGUUUUUGCAAUUCCAACAUUUAUAUUUGGUAUAGUUGCAAUGUCUUUACUAUCGAAAACCCAUCCUUUUAGAAUUUGGGUAGAAGAACCCAUAUGGAUAGGUAAUACAUCAAGAGAUUCUUGGAUUUUAUUUAUUUUAGCUACUCCAGUUUAUUUUUUUGCAGCAGAUACAUUUCAUAGAAAAGCUAUAAAGGAAAUUAAAUCAUUAUGGUUUCAUAAAAAUUCAUUUAAACAAAGAUUAUUUAAAUUUGGAUCAAUGAAUUUAUUAAUGAGUUUAGGUACUACUGUUGCUUAUUUUGCAAGUAUUGCUUUAUUAAUAUUAAGUUCAAAACAACCCAAAAAAACUCAUAUGGGAUUUCAUACAACUUAUUUUGAUUCAGUUGUAUUUUUAACAUUUUUUUUAUUAAUUGGUAAAUUAUUACAAAGUUAUUCAAAAACUAAAACAGCAGAUGCUAUUUCUCAAUUAGGUGAUUUGAAACAAAAUGUUGCAACAUUAAUUGAACAAAAUAAUGAAUCAGGUAGAUUUGAAAAUGAUCAGGUAGUUGAUUUAGAAAUGCUUGAAGUUGGUGAUUAUAUUAAAAUCUCAACUGGUGAAUCACCACCAGUUGAUUGUGUUAUAGUUGAAGGUAAUUCCAAUUUUGAUGAAAGUGCAUUAACUGGUGAAUCAACUCCUGUUAAACAUAUAGAAGGUCAUCAAAUAUUUUCAGGAACUGUUAAUAUUGGUAAUAAUUCAAUAAUUGCAAAAGUAACAAGUUUAGAAAGUGAUUCAUUAUUAAGUCAAAUUGUAAAUACUGUAAGAGAUGGUCAAUUAAGAAAAGCUCCAAUGGAAAGAACUGCUGAUUUAAUUACUGGUUAUUUUGUUCCUAUAAUUAUUUUUUUAGCAAUUAUUACUUGGAUUAUUUGGUUAUCUUUAGGAUUUUCAGGUUCAUUACCUGAUUCUUAUCUUGAUAUAGAUAUUGGUGGUUGGACAGUUUGGUCAUUAGAAUUUGCUAUAGCAGUAUUUGUUAUUGCAUGUCCUUGUGGUAUUGGUUUAGCUGCUCCUACUGCAUUAUUUGUUGGAUCUGGAUUAGCUGCAAAAUAUGGUAUAUUAGCUAAAGGUGGAGGUGUUGCAUUUCAAGAUGGGGCAAAUAUAAAUAUUGUUUGUUUUGAUAAAACUGGUACUUUAACAAAAGGUGAAAUGUCAGUUACUAAUUAUUCAUUUGUUAUUAAAGAUCCAAUCAUAAAACAAUUUUCAUUACAAAUUAGUAGAGAUUUAGAAGUUGCUUCUAGUCAUCCAUUAGCCAAAGCUAUUAAACUGUUUGUUGAUGAAUUGAGUGUUCAAUCUAAAAUUGAAUUAUUCGGUAACAAAAUCCCACAAGUUGAAACAAUUCCUGGACGUGGAUUAAGUGGUAAAAUAAUUUAUGAAACAGAUGAUAAUACAAAUUGGUCAGAAUUAGAUCCAAUUGAAGCUAUAUUAGGUAAUGAGAAACUAAUGAUUGAAAAAAAUGUAACAAUAUCAGAACAUGAUCAAAAUCUUUUAACAAAAUGGAAAUCUGAAUGUAAAUCAGUAAUGUUAGUAGCAUUAAAAUGUCCAACAUAUUUUAAAGAUUCAAACUAUCAUUUGAUUUUCAUGAUGGCAGCAAGAGAUCAAAUUAGACCAGAAACUAAAAAAAUUUUAAAUUUUUUAAAAUCUAAAAAAUUUGAAACUUGGAUGAUAACAGGUGAUAAUAAAUUAACUGCUAAUGCAAUAGCCGCAGAGAUUGGUAUUGAAAAUGUUGUAAGUGAAGUAUUACCAGAUGAAAAAGAAUCACAAAUUAAAAGAAUUAGACGAUUAAAAUUAACUAAUAAUAAAAAAUGUGUUAUUGCAAUGGUUGGUGAUGGAAUUAAUGAUGCACCCGCAUUAGCAUCAGCUGAUGUUGGUAUUGCAUUAAGUUCAGGUGCAGAUUUAGCAGUAACAUCAAGUGAUUUUAUAUUAUUAAAUAAAUUACAUCCAUUACUAAGUUUAAUAACAUUAAUUGAUUUAUCAAGAAAAGUAUUUCGUCGUAUAAAAUUUAAUUUUGGUUGGAGUUUAAUUUAUAAUAUGAUUGGUUUACCAAUAGCUGCUGGUGUUAUUUAUCCUUAUAAUAAUUCAAGAUUAGAUCCUGUUUGGGCAAGUGCUGCUAUGGCUUUAUCUUCAAUUAGUGUUGUUUUAAGUUCUUUAGCUUUAAGAUUAUAUAAACCAAAGAUUAAUGUUAAAGAUUUUAAAUUAGAGGAUGAUGAGUUGAUAGUUCCAGUGGAAGAGUGA
Lodderomyces pseudojiufengensis is the source of this 3717-nucleotide messenger RNA. It is a transcript of the gene CRP1, whose product is annotated as Crp1p. The coding region runs from base 1 to 3717 and encodes 1238 amino acids. The record is from RefSeq and is a predicted model, not a curated record. Gene Ontology annotation, biological process: copper ion homeostasis; monoatomic cation transport. The transcript has a single exon. Gene Ontology annotation, cellular component: membrane. Lineage: Eukaryota; Fungi; Ascomycota; Pichiomycetes; Serinales; Debaryomycetaceae. Gene Ontology annotation, molecular function: ATP binding; P-type divalent copper transporter activity; copper ion binding.